GAGCGCACAAGGACUGUUUAUCAUAGACAAUUUAUUUUCCAGCGCUAAGUCAACAUAUAAUAGCAAACUUACAACAAUUAUUUAACAUUUGUAAAGCCAUGAAGGGACAGAGCACGGAGCCGCCGGGGAGAGCGGCGGAGCGGGAGUCAGACGCACCGCGGGCUCCCCGGGAGGGCCCUCGCGGCGCGGGGCGCAGUCCCUGAGCCCCCGGGUCGCCCGCGUCGCGGGGAGCGCGGCGCCGGCUCCCGCUCGCCAUGAGCCGCCUCUUCGGUCCCCGGCUGCCCGCUCUGGCCGCCUCGCCCAUGCUCUAUCUCUACGGCCCCGAGAGACCCGGGCUGCCUCUGGCCUUCGCCCCCGCGGCCGCUCUGGCCGCCUCGGGCCGCGCGGAGCCCCCCCAGAAGCCGCCCUACAGCUACAUCGCGCUCAUCGCCAUGGCCAUCCAGGACGCGCCGGAGCAGAGGGUCACGCUGAGCGGCAUCUACCAGUUCAUCAUGGACCGCUUCCCGUUUUACCACGACAACCGGCAGGGCUGGCAGAACAGCAUCCGCCACAACCUGUCGCUCAACGAGUGCUUCGUCAAGGUGCCCCGCGAGAAAGGGCGGCCGGGCAAGGGCAGCUACUGGACGCUGGACCCGCGCUGCCUCGACAUGUUCGAGGAUGGCAACUACCGGCGCCGGAAGAGGAAGCCCAAGCCAGGCCCAGGGGCCCCCGAGGCCAAGCGGGCCCGCGCGGAGACCCACGAGCGCGGCGGCGCAGAGGCGCAGCCCGGGGCGGGCAGCGGGGCAGGGCGCCGGGGCCCCGCCACCCCCCGCCGCGAGGGCGCGCCCGCGCGCCCCUCGCCCCUCGGGGGCGGCUCCUCUCCGCCCGCGCCCCUCCGCUGGCCCGGGCCCGUGUCCCCGGCGGAGGACGUGGGCGACGCUGUCCAGGGCGCGGCGGCGGCGGCGGCGGCCUUGGCCACGGGCCAGCCAGCGCGCUCGGUGGAUGGUCCGGGGUCCCCUCCGCGCCCUGCCUCCCACAGCUCUCCCAAGAGCUCCGACAAGUCCAAGAGCUUCAGCAUAGACAGCAUCCUGGCGGGACGGCAGGGCCAGGAGCCCGCCGGAGGGGCCGAGCUCCCGGGGGGCGCCAAGCCUGCGCCCCGCAGCUGUCUGGGUGCCUCGCUUCUGGCCACCUCUGCGAGCCUCCCUCCGCCUUUCAACGCUUCCCUGAUGCUCGACCCGCACGUCCAGGGCGGCUUUUACCAGCUCGGGAUCCCUUUCCUCUCGUAUUUCCCUCUGCAGCUUCCAGACACGGUGCUUCACUUCAGUAAAGCAAACGGUGGCGGUUCCUUCCCCUACCCUGGUCUGAGCUUGUGAGCGGCCGGGUCCCAUCGGGUCCCAUCACCGGCGGGAAGGAGUCACGGUUUUUAAAAAACGAGCAUUUCUUCUGCAACGUGUGGAUCCCGGGAAGUGUUACCAACUUUUGCGCGCAGGUGGGCAGGGUCUCCUGCCUCCUCCAAGGUGAGGUGGACUUUCCCAGAACCCGGAGCACCUUCGGAGAUUUAAAAGACCCCGUCCCACUAGGACUUGGGCAUCUCAGACCUCCUGCGGAGACAGCAGGAGACUUCCUUGACCUCAGGGCAGUCUAAGGGCAUGAUCUCCCACUCCCCACCUCGGGUCCUGCGUGUCCAGAGCAGCAAGGGCCCAGACUACCCGACAGCAGGACCCACAGAUGCGGUGAGGGUGGUUUCAAACAGAACCACCAUCUAUCUGACGGGGGGCCAGCUCCCUUGUUUGUCCCUGUGGCCCAGGUCUUGGCUUUGAAUCUGUGGGGUGAUGGGUGUCCACAGCUGGGUUUGUCCCUGAAGUUCCGGUGUGGGGGCACCAGGAGCGACCUCUGUUUUUCAGGUUCUUCACGAGAUCUAGGGCCUGGUGAGGAUUUAAGACCAAUGUCCAGGUGGACGGCUAAGAAAUCACAUUUCUAUUUUAAAUAGAGAAUUUCUCUCUUUUUUUUCUCUCUAGACAUUUUUACUGGGGAUAUGCUAUAUUCUUUGGCUAGAUGCUUGACUUUUUCCUACAACGAUGGCCCUGUGAAAAUUCUAUGUUAACAACCCCUAUUAAGAAAGUGCACUCUAUACGAUAGCGUUUUGUUGUGUUACGAUAGCUUGCCAGUCAAUUCUCAUGAUCUCCAAGACAUGUUACCAACAUUCGCAGGCAUCCCGUCUUGUUGCUUCUGUUUUUAAGGGAUCAAAAGAUAGCAGGGGACACCGGAAGUGUGUGACGAGGAGGGAAGGUGUCGUAGACAAGACAAGACUUUCCAUGUGCAUGUUUUUUUUCAAGCUCUGGGUUUGCGUUUUGCUACGUUUUCCAGAAUUGCAUAGUAAAGGACCACUUUUCCUUAAGAAAGUUGGAUGGAAACAAACACACAAGCAGAUACUGGGAGAGAUGGGUCAUGCUGGGCAGAGAAAAGGAAUCUUCUGAUGAUAUCUGCUGGAGGGUGCCUCUCUGGACCCCAAAGAACAGGAGGCUCAGGGGGAGGGUUCUAUCAGACAUCCUCUCUCUAAGCCUCUACCCUUGGGCCUAGAGCCGGCAGCUAAAUAAACACCUUAUGGAGGUGACUGGAAAUCUCGGGGGGGGGGGGGGGGGGGGGAGCAGGAAGGCGGGGGCGGGGGGAGGGAAGUGCUCUGCAACAAAGAUCUGCUUAAGAAAAUGGAGAUUUUUACAGCCCAGUUCAGCUUGAAACUUUUGGGAAGCGCAUCUAACCUCUUACAGUAUCUCUCUUUGGGUUGCGUUGGGUGGGAAACUGGGUUUUCUGAGCCUCCAGGUUACUUUAUUUAUCUGAUGUGGGAAAAGGCACAAUAAGUCAUGAGUCCUGGAGGUAAACUGAGAUAGAUCUCCCAAAUAACUUUUAAAAUGAUUUCCAGGACUUACAGAAAAAUGAACACAAGCUUUACAACAGGAGAGCCUAGUGGCUAAUAUAUUCGGAAGGACAUUUCAGAUGAGCAUAAUCAUUUAAUUAUUAGUAAGCACAGAGUUGGCUUCCCGAGAAUUUAUCCCUAAAGCCAUGUGCUACCGAUGCAUAAAUUUCCUCGAGCACGUUCUACCCAGGUUGGUGGGAACAUUUUGGUGAGCUGGAGAGUAUCCUUGAUUUUAAGAACUUUGACAAGAUCCCACUGUUGACAUCCAGGCUCACUGCGAUUAACACACGGGGCAGUGGCAGGCCUGUCUCGAUAUGUUGUUAUCCCAGAGUCUCAGCCCCUGUGAAUAAAGUUGUCUUUUCAUUAA
Messenger RNA from Prionailurus viverrinus (fishing cat), 3260 nucleotides. RefSeq names its product forkhead box L1 (gene FOXL1). NCBI's taxonomy places the organism in Eukaryota, Metazoa, Chordata, Mammalia, Carnivora, Felidae. Gene Ontology annotation, biological process: cell differentiation; anatomical structure morphogenesis; regulation of transcription by RNA polymerase II. Bases 255 to 1352 code for a protein of 365 amino acids. The record is from RefSeq and is a predicted model, not a curated record. Gene Ontology annotation, molecular function: DNA-binding transcription factor activity, RNA polymerase II-specific; RNA polymerase II cis-regulatory region sequence-specific DNA binding. The transcript has a single exon.